Molecule: messenger RNA, 5739 nt
Organism: Lytechinus pictus (painted urchin)
Lineage: Eukaryota; Metazoa; Echinodermata; Echinoidea; Temnopleuroida; Toxopneustidae
Product: nicotinamide/nicotinic acid mononucleotide adenylyltransferase 1-like
Exons: 5
Coding region: 16-525 (169 amino acids)
Biological process (GO): NAD+ biosynthetic process
Molecular function (GO): nicotinamide-nucleotide adenylyltransferase activity; nicotinate-nucleotide adenylyltransferase activity
Source: RefSeq, a predicted model, not a curated record
CAUAUUUUUUUUCUAAUGCACCUGUUUUCCCCCCAAGACUUCUUGGUGGCUCUGAGAAAUGUAUCUUCCUUGGCCUGUUUUGGGGCAGGAAUGUUGCCCAGUAAUGAUGGCACAGAAGUAGAAGAUGCAUAUGGUGCUCCAAACCUCAAUACUAGUGCUAACCAAUCAGGUGUAGAGGUCAAGCUGCUAUGUGGGGCAGACCUUUUGGAAUCCUUUGCUGUACCAGAUUUAUGGUCACAGGAAGAUAUGGAGACUAUUGUUGGAAAGCAUGGUCUAGUGGUUAUUACAAGGAGUGGUUCAGACCCGUACAAGUUCAUCUAUGAAUCAGAUCUUUUAUUCAAAUAUUCAAACAACAUUCAUAUAGUAACAGAAUGGAUCAGCAAUGAAAUAAGCUCAACCAAGAUAAGGACUGCCCUAAGAAGAGACAAGAGUGUUAAGUAUCUCAUCCCUGAACCUGUUGUCAAGUAUGUCAAAGAAAAUGGACUCUACAAGGAAGCUCCGAAACAGACAGAAAAGAACCAGUGAAAAUGGAAAUUAUUUAUAACUGUUAGAGGAUAUAUCCUAAUUGUGGCAUGACUGUUCCAGUAUACUUGUGUCAGUCGAUUGAUUGUAAACUGUCUAUGAUACUUGUAAUCAAUCAAAAACAUGAAUACCAAUUACUGAAAAAAAAUAUUGCUUGCAUGAGAGAUUGGCCUCUCAACUGUCAGCUUUAUCAUUGUUUGUACUUGACAUCUACAAAUUAUACAUGGGCUAAGAGUUAUUUCCCUCCCCCCCCCCCCCCAAUUUUUUUUAAGCCAUAAAAAUGGAAAAAGAUUGGUAAAAAUAAACAAAUCCGGUUUUUUUUCAGCUAUGAAAGUCCCUUUCGAUGAUCGCUAGUCUCAGAUAUAUAUUACCAUUUUGUUUGCGUCAUAUCAAAAGAUCCAUGCCACAUGCAAGAUUAGCCUCUACCAAUUUCCCUUGUCUACUGCCCUCUGUGACGAACUUUUGCCAAGCGCUAUAAUUGCCCAGGUACAAAAGCAAUUAGAUACUUAUAUCAGAUGCUGCACGGUAUUGGAAAUAUUUGUACCUGCUGUCUGUGCAUUUAUUUAUUUUAUUGAAUAAAUUGAGGAAGCAGGGUCUGUACAUGUUGAAGUAUAAAGUUUUUUUUUUUCAGGGGUGGGGAUAUUAGAAACUUCUGAAAUUUGGGUUUGCUGAAACCUCAGUACUCUGAUCAGUCCUUAUACAGUCCUUGGAAAAUCCCUUUAAAAAUAGAUUUGGUUAUUAUCUUCUUGAAAUAGAUUUUCCACUAGUAAAUGAUAUCUUUCUUCAACUUUAGCUAUCAGUCACGAUAUAUUCAAUUGAAUGUGGGUAAUCUUAUCCUGAAAUUACUUUCAAAUGCGACAGAUCUCCUCAGAUUCCCAGUAGCUUCUGUGUUACACACCAUUAUACUUUCAAUAUUUUUUACGAGUUCGGCAAAAUUUAUGCACUAAAUUUGAAUAUAUUGUGAAAACUGAUUGAGGUUUGACAAAAGUGCAAUCAAAACUGGUUGGAAAAAUGCUUAUGUGAUAUGGUGGAACUGUCAUAACCCAUUCAAUAUCAAUACAUUCAAUGAAUGCAGAAUGCAGUGUUUUGUAUGAUUUUCUUUUAAAUAUGAGGGUGGCCCCAAACUUUUGGCCAGUACUGUAUACAUUUGGUCUAUUUAUCUUGUAAUGCUAUGUGAACAAGUUUCAGGUAAGGCAUGGUUUUAUUUGUAUGACAUUGCCUUAACUUGCUGGUUAGAAUAUUAUUGAAAUAAUGAUUGUGCAAGGAUUACUUUAUCAAUAAUGAAAUCUAUUCAAAUGCUUACAUGCACAUAAUGAAGAAUAACUGCAAUUAUUUGAAGACAAUUGUGCCAUUCAAAUUAUCUAUUUGGAAUUUCAUUUUAUCUCCACAUUUUUAUUUCAGAAUAAUAAUUAUAAUAAUAAUAAGAGUAACAUUAAUUAUAGGUAAGUGAAAGCAACAUUCAUAAGGUACUUUAUUACAGGUGUUUAGAUGCCCACCGAUGGACUGGUUAACAAAUUCCCUAAUACAUAAUAAUUAAACCCAACUAUUUUAAUUAUUUUUAAUGAAAAUUAAAAAUAAACUAAAGUGUGCAUCUCCUGGGUAUUACUGAUUAGAAAGUAAGUCUCAAAAAUGUUUAAAUAUUUUCAUUGAUAGAGCAUUCUAAAUAUGGUUUAGGACUUUCUUGAGGACGGUAGGUGCAAUGACAGGGAAAGAAUGAUCAUGAUAUUAGUUUUUUAUGCAUUGGCUGUGGUCUGAUUUUUAAAAAGGAUUUGAUAUAAAAAAUAAAAAAAACAUUAAAAAAAAUGAAAGCCAUUGUAAGAUCCAUGUCACAAUGUGAUAAUAUUAUUUUUAAAUCACAUUGUCACAGAGAGAGUUGCAAGUGAAAAUUAAGGUUCUCAUUAAAGCUCAGACAUUUCUCAAAUGUUGUAGAUGUGGGGUGGUCAGUAUGUUUUAGUCAGCUUGCACUGAGCACUGUUGAAAAAGUGGUAGCUCAACUGAAAGCUGGAGUAAUAAUAGUUGCGCUUUGUAUAACCAUGCAACGGCGCUAUACAAAUCCAGCUAUUAUAUUACAAUUAGAUUAGGCAUUGAAAUUAUUAUAGGUGAGCAUCACCUAUAGAUCCAAAUGCAAAAUUAAGCAUAAUUGAAUUUAAAAAAUGUCAAAUACAUCUGUUGAACAUAGGCUGAUCCUUUUUAUUGAUAUGCAUACAGUAGUAGCCUGUCCUAAGAGAAGAGUAUGCAAUGAUUUGAAUACUGCCACUUACCAUUAACCUGUAUUUAGUUAUAGAUAAUACUUUGACCCAUUCAUCAUUUCUCCCAAUAUUUUAUUUCUUUUAGUUUGUGCGAUCUCUCUGUGUGUUUAAUUACAUUGAUAUAUAAUGAAGAAUACCAUGGCGUUCUUGAAUACUAGCCAUUUAUCCUAAAAGAAUCAUUACACUUUCUAAAUUGGCAACAUUUGGGCAUUUAUGUAAUAAUUUUUAUGAUUGUAUUUUUUAGUUAUGGAGGAUGGUAAAAUUUAUAAUGGUUGCCAAUUUGAGGAGUCGCUCUUAUAAAGAUAGUCCUCAGAAAGUUAUGUACAUCAACAAGGGUUUUGGGGGGUUCGUAACUAAUCCUACAAUUUUUUUAAAUCAUGAAGUGUUCCACCUCUAUUACAUUUAAAGAAUUUGUUUCAGAAUAUCAAAAGGUGCUGUUUAAUGUAUUUUGUCGUAAAAAUCUUUACCUUCUCUUUUUGUUAUUUAUUAGAAAUAUGACAAAAGGGUUAUAUGAAAUUAGAGUGAAGUGAUUGUUGUGUAGUUAUAUAUUUUUACCUGUUAAUCAUCACCAGUACUACCAGCAAUCUUUCAUUAUGUUUGUUUGAUUGCAAUUAGUUAUGUUUUGUAUGUACUCCUGUUUAUUUUCAAUAUUACAGUGGGAUGUAAAUACUUAUAAAGAGAUCAACUCAGAAAUGUAUGUUUCUUGUAUAUAAUUCAUAGCAUUUAUAAGUUUGGAAUUACCUUGUUUAUCAUUUUAUUUGUAAUGAUCAUGGACGCAUUACCCCCUUGAAAUAGAGAUGUGUUCAUAUUCAUUUUCUGACAUUUAUACAAUUGUAUGUUAAAUUAUUGUUGUCUCGUUUGAUGAUUCCAUUGUUAAUUUAAACUUUGGUCUUAUAUGAUAUGACAAAUCUCAGCCACUUUUUUCAUAGUGUUCUCAUAUGGUGAGGCAUGUAUUUAUGUUCUAUAAUGGCCAAAAUUGCAUUGUAUGGAAAUAUUCUGUACUCUCUUUGUGCAUUUAUCUAUUUCUGAGGAGGUAAUUUUGACAUUUUCUUGGAAUCUGAUUUUCAUAAUUUAUCAUACUUUUUUUCUUCAUUUUAAUGAUUAUCUCUGAAUAGAACAUAAUGUUGAUAUACAAUGGUAUUGAUGCUUUGUUAAUGUAAUGCCCCCCCCCCCAACAUUCUGACAUCGCUACUGAUCAUUAUUUCAUAAACUUUUCUUUUAAGAAUUCUGAUCAUUUCAGCUUUUCUAAUACACCAGUAAAGGUGAAAAGUAGUAAUUAUUAAUCAGAUGUCCCAAUAUUUUAGACUGAAAAAAUAGGGUUAAUUUUGCUUUGAAAUAUGAAAGAAACAUCAUUUCUGAAUAUAGUGUGUAGUUAAACGGUUUUGAAAAUGAACAUUUUAUCAAAAUGAGCUUGCAAUAGUCAAACUUCAGAUUAUUUUCUUAAACUCAGAAUGGUUUAGUGGUCUUUCGAACAAAGGAAUGUGCAAUCUGUGCAUUAAAUAGGUGAAAAGAGUUAAUAAUUAUAUUCAUCUUUAUAAUUAUGCAUAGGCUAGUUGUAUAUUUCAACUUAAGCUUAUACACCUGAACAAGUCUGUGAAUCCUUUUGGGUAUUUUUUUUAUAUUUGUAUGUAAAGUCAUUCCAGUAGUGGUAGAUAUAAAUCAUUUUAAAUGAAAGCAAUUCUGUGCUUCUUCAUUUAGAUAUUUAGAUCUCUGGAGAUGCAAGGGAAUGAUGUCGAUAUAUAUGUUUCAGAGUAUAUUUUGAUUUUAGGAUAGAUAUAUAUACAUAUUUUUGCAUGUCUUCCACUCCAUCUGUUGCUCUUGGAUUCCAUGAAAAUUUUUCUGAAAAAGUAUUUUCCUUGAAGCAUUAUGUUCUCUUUAUAUUGGUUCUGUAUUUCAUUGUUUUGAUGAAAAAUAAGCUAAACUUAAAUUUCACAUGUUUUAUUGAAAUCUAAACAAACAUUGCGAAUCUUCUUUAGAGUGCGUACGUCUGUCUCAGUUUGGCAACAUCUCUUGAUAUCCUACAGAUCGAGUCGGUCAACUACAAUUUGUUGGUAUUUUCUCAAUAUCUGCCGUACUAUGAAAGAGUGAAUGUUUACAUAAGGACAAUAUGUGAUAUAUCAAUAUGCAAUGAAUGUAUAUGCUAUUUGAUAUUGUGCAGUUAAACUUGCAAGGUGUGCGUAAGAUCCUUGCGCCCAUCAGCAUUAUGACGUUUGCAUUGCUGAAACAGAAAAUUUACUCAAAUAUGUGUAACCAUCUUAGUUUUAAUGACAGAUGUUAAUAUAUAAUCAGAAACGUAGCAUUUUACACAGCUUAUAAUAAAAGAAACAAUUCAGGCAUGCUGUGUGUGAACAAUGUAGUUUAAUACAACAGUAAUUUCCAAACAUGCUUUUACAAGUGAAAUGUAGUGGAAAAUAUGUGAAGUAAUGUGUGCUUGAGUCACAUGUUUGCUGUGAUGUAUAUUUCUUUGAGGCAGUUUGUGAUGACAUAAUGUGAACACAGACUUAGGUGUAGAUAUUCAUGCAUGAUAUGAUGUACUAUUUCAUUCUGUGUAUAUGCCAUGCAGAACAUUCAAUAUUAUCAGGAUUCUAGAGAAUUGCCCUUAAUGUUUUCAUUAGCCGUGUGAUUUUUAAGUUAUGAUCACUUAAGUUUGUGAUUUAAGUAGAAAUGAGAGAAAAGUUUUUACCCUAAGAAUUUUCUUGAGAAUUUAAGAAGGCAUCAUGUCACACUUAUAUUGAGAACCACUGUUGAGGAGUUGGAAUAUAUCAUUGAAAUUUAUGAAAUUAACACAAAUCUAUAACAGUGAGGAAACUAUUUUUGUGGAACUCUGUAAUUUUUGUUUUGAGAACUUUGAUCAAUAGGUAAAUGAUAUUUUGGAUGAGCAAAUCGUUUGAAAAUGAAUUAAGUCUGCUUGUGAGAAUGCAGCUUUUUUGUCAAUGUUUAUGAUGAAUAAAUGCUUAUUGACAUGCAA